GUGACGAAGGAACCCGUUGACUUCAGCAGCAACAUAGCAAGUUAUCGAAGUACAUGCAAAUGUCAACCAUGCAGACCAUCGCCAAGACCAGAGGAGGAGGAGGAGGAGGAAGAGGAGCGAUGGAGGACGAGGAGGAAGAAAAAGAGGAGGAGGAGGAGGGGGUGGUGGAGGAGGAAGAAGAGGAGGAGGUGGAGGAGGAAGAGGAGGAGGAGGUGGAGGAGGAAGAGGAGGACGAUGAGGAGGAAGAGGAGGAAGAGGAGGAGGAGGAGGAGGAAGAAGAGGAGGAGGACGAGGACGAGGACAAGGAGUAGGUGUAGGAGGAGAAGGACGGCAAGGGCAAUGA
Messenger RNA from Chara braunii, 343 nucleotides. The record is from the annotation of a GenBank genome assembly. NCBI's taxonomy places the organism in Eukaryota, Viridiplantae, Streptophyta, Charophyceae, Charales, Characeae.